Molecule: messenger RNA, 1011 nt
Organism: Aspergillus ochraceoroseus IBT 24754
Lineage: Eukaryota; Fungi; Ascomycota; Eurotiomycetes; Eurotiales; Aspergillaceae
Product: SRR1 family protein
Exons: 3
Coding region: 1-1011 (336 amino acids)
Source: RefSeq, a predicted model, not a curated record
AUGGAUGAGCAGGCGGGGGGAUUUACGGAUGGACACCUGUUAUCCAAGAUACAGGAGAAGUUGGAGCAUCUGUCUAGGCUUUACAAUUCCGGGAAACCACUCUUCCCGCGGGCCCUGUUGGCGGAUCUAGAUGACCAGAUAGAACAAGGCAAUGACGAGGUGUACAUUGAUGACCUCGAUGAUGUGCGACACGCCUAUAGUCUGAAGAUCCCAUCUUGGUGCUCGGAUUUUGCAACCAACUACCGGAUCGGAUACAGCAGCAUUCAGAACCUAACGUGUAUCCACCCAUCAUUCCCUGAAAUCUCAUUGAGAGACAAUGCGCCAGUCUCAAUCUGCUACACUAGCUCGGCCGAGUUCCCCAAGAGUCCUGCAGAGGAUGUUCGUCGAGCCUUCAAAACCUCCCUCGUCGCAUGGAAAGCAAGCGAAACGUGCAAAACGCUCGAGCGCCAUAUGUCAACAUUGAGCUUCUCAACGCCCAUCAACAAGAUCAUCGGAUUUGGCUUGGGGACCUUAAGUGUCCUGGAGCAUGACUAUCACUCGACCCGCUCUCAUGCCCAACACGCGGCAAUCGGGUCCAUGGUCGAAACCUUGACGAGGCGGGGUAUAAACGGGGACCAGGAAAUAAAGUGCUACGCCCAGGACCCUGCGUACAAUGACGUGGACCAGGAUCUCCUGAGGAGCCUCGGGAUUGUGCCCCUGGAUGACCCCAAGGGAUUUCUCGAGAUCGACGCGUCCACCCUGGUUUUCUCGGUUAGUCCCAAUAUCCCCGUCAAGCAGGUCGUGGUGGAUGUUCAAUGGCCUGCCGCGAUGAUCUGGAACACGGUCAAUCCCGAGGAAAACGAGAAUUCCCGGUGGGAGAAGCAGAUGAGAAACGGGGAGGAGUUUUGGGUAGUUCCCUACACCACUGACCCGGAUUCAAAGCGCGUGCGUAAAAUGGUUGAGCACUACACAAGCGUGUCACUGUGCGACUUGGACGAGUAUUUUGGGGAUUUGACUAUCUACGUGAAAUGA